This is a messenger RNA of Salvelinus sp. IW2-2015, 2906 nucleotides long. Its product is annotated as carbonic anhydrase 7. Lineage: Eukaryota; Metazoa; Chordata; Actinopteri; Salmoniformes; Salmonidae. Gene Ontology annotation, molecular function: carbonate dehydratase activity; zinc ion binding. Gene Ontology annotation, biological process: regulation of intracellular pH. The record is from RefSeq and is a predicted model, not a curated record.
ACGUCGCCACCUGAUCAUCCUUCCCAACCUCCACUCCCAGACUUCAUCAACACUGCUCACACACCAGCACUUCAUCUUCGGCACGCCAUUUAUCCCAUCAUUUCGUACCGUCUGGGCUGUGAGUCGAGAGUCAGUCAGCAUAUAGAGAAGGUGAAUCUAAGCGGAAUCCUCGCAAUGACAGGACAUCACUGGGGAUACGGAGAGCAGGAUGGUCCAGAUGCAUGGCACAAAGACUACCCCAUCGCCCAGGGCAAUCGCCAGUCUCCCAUAGACAUAGUUCCUGAGGACACUGUAUACGACGCCAGCCUGCCUCCCAUAUUCGUCUCCUACGACCACUGCAACUCAAUCAACAUCUGCAACAACGGCCACUCUGUGACCGUAGAGUUUGAUGACACCGAUGACAAAACAGUGAUCAGGGCAGGCCCCCUUGACAACGCCUACCGGCUGAAACAGUUCCACUUCCACUGGGGCGGMAAGGGCAGCCACGGCUCAGAGCACACKGUCGGAGGGAAGACCUACGCUUCAGAGCUUCAUCUGGUGCACUGGAACGCAGACAAGUACAAGACAUUUGGGGAGGCAGCGGCAGCCCCCGAUGGCCUGGCUGUCCUUGGCAUCUUUUUAGAGAUCGGAGAUGAACACAGAGGUUUACACAAGAUAACAGAUGCUUUAUACAUGGUGAAGUUUAAGGGAAGCGUUGCAGAUUUCAAAGGUUUCAAUCCAAAGUGCCUCCUACCUAACAGCCUACACUUCUGGACAUACCCGGGUUCCCUGACCACGCCCCCUCUUCACGAGAGUGUCACCUGGAUCGUUCUGAAGGAGCCAAUCAUAGUCUCAGAGAAACAGAUGGGGAAGUUCAGGAUGCUGCUCUUCAGCGGAGAGGAGGAAGAGGGCAGGAAACGCAUGGAGAACAACUUCCGACCCCCUCAACCCCUGAAAGGCCGGAAGGUGCUAGCAUCCUUUGACUAACUUGACUGCAAAUAACCUCCAGGUGGCAUAGCCUAACAUAUGGUCUAUUAUAUGUCAGAGUGAAUGUCUGAAUAGAGUUUCUUCUCAACCUUGAGUAGUUUUACUACUGAUGAUGAAUAUAGAACAAGGGGUAUGAAACAUCACAUCUCCCUCUACUGGUCAAUUACUUUCAACCGCACUUUAAUUGAAUGUCAGAUGCUGAUAUCGACGUUUGAAACCGUCAUAAUGACUACUAUGUGCCCUCUGCACAGUUCUCUAUUUUUAAAUAUAGUAGUGAUCUGUAACAUUUUUCUGAAGUGAAAGAUAUUGCUCACAUAGCCAUCCAGACAUUGCCUUGACAGAAAACAGCGUAAUGUAUGUAACUCUGUAGGGAUUUAUUUUUAUUUUUAUCUGAUUGUACCUUUUURAAACAAAAGUCAAUGUGGCCUCAUGGGUGUAGUGAAAAGCGUUUAAGUCAACGAACAGUCCCCCUCCACCCCAAACGUACACACAKCAUUUUCUGUCCACCCAGUGAAUUGUUGUUGUUUCACCUGCUAUUGUUUCUAUGCAAGGUGCUAUAUCUUCUUCCCAAGGGUUUAGCCACACCUUAUCUACCAAUCGAAGAUGAUGCCAGUGCUCUGUAACAUGUUGUCUGAAUCCUGACGGCCUCUUGGUGGUAAUCUAUGUUGAUCCAUAUUUAGAUGGGCUAUUGCAGCCGGAUCCACAUCGUCCUACUGUAGUUGCCAUGGAUCCUUUAACCCAACACUCACAACUGGAGGUGGAAUUGGAUUAGCGAGCGGCGGCCAAAUUUCAGUUGCUCAACUGUAAAUUAAGAGUUUACUCCGUACUUUCCCUGUGCCCUGACAGCCCAGUGAUUUGAAAGCUGUACAUCAGCUUUAAAGAUGCCAAGCAUGCGCUGAAUAGAGUAUUGAGUUCAUGUUGGGUCAAAACAGUUCCACUUUCGAGAAAUGAAGGAGAGGGRGUACACAUACAGUACAUUCUGUAUGGAAAUGAGUCACUUCUGUAAUGGGUGUAUGUCCAUGUCUUUGUGUGCUGCUCAUUUCUCCUGUGCCACAGAACAGCCUCCUCCCUACAGUCGGUUCCUACACUACUGUAUGGUACGUUGUUGCAGGCAGGGUGACGCUCCAGUUCUUUUACGAUAAUGGAAGGUCUCAGUAAGUGAAGGUCAUAAUGAUUAAUAGAGCCCCACUGUAGCGACAGUUGUAAGAGAGAUUGCUCCUCGGUACACUAUGUAAUUCCUAAUGAAAGUCUGCCAGGCCUCUGUGUGUUUUGAGUAGUUUUACAUAAUUCUGUUCAUAGAUAGAGGUGGACCUUACCCAUAUAGACAAACUGGUAGGGGGACACUCCUCUGCCUAGUUCCACCCAUGGGAAUUAAGGCUUGGAACUGGCACUUGAACUAUCUAUUUCAAACAAUUGAUAUUCUACAAUAUCAGGAACAUUAUCUAUUCAAUAUUUAGUAUGUGAAUCAUUUUGCAUGAACUGGUGACAAUUUAAUUGACUUGUUUGUUUUGUAAAUUGUAGUUCUUCAAUAAUAUUAGAUUGAUUCAGUACUGUUUCAGAAACAAAAGAUGAGAUUAAAGGAAAUCUAUCAAACUUUUUGUUGCCAUUAAUAGGCUUGUGUGGAGUAUACAGAUGACCUUUUAAAAGUAUGUUUAUGACUAGUUCAAGUGUGGGUCCCAGAAUUAGUUCACAAUCACAAUGGUGACUGCUGCAGUCUCUAAACAUGAGUCACUGCUGCCCCUGUGUAGUCUAACAGAGAGCAGAGAAGUAAGCAUUUGGAAACAGUUCCUAAUGAGCCCCAUGCAAGUACAAAAUGCAUUACAGUGGAUUACUUUUAAACCCAACAUGUAUAGUUUUUGCUGUCCAUUCCUGACUCAUCAGAAACAUUUCAAUCAGUCCACUGAAAUCAGUAAACACAACAGUUUACAUGAUCACUGAUU